AUGGAACCAGUCGAAUUGUCACCGAAGCCGCGAAGCACCAGCCAAUCAGACCCAAUAGCGACUUCUCAAAGCCCUGCUGCCAAGGUCGAAUCCCAAAGUGGUCAACCUCCUCAAGACGAAGAUGGUUUUAUUGAUGUCCAACACGCCGACGUCGAUAUGCAGGAUAAUGACCCGGAUGGUCCGAAACCAUCGACCCAUCCUUUAGAGCUUCAUCGUUUUGGCCACAGUCUUGGCGAAGUUGAUGAAGCCGUGGAUGACGAAGAUGAUUCAGACGACGAUCGUAAUCUCAUGACGAACCACCCUUUAUUGAGUAUGUUGACUGGACGAUUGGGGGCGCGCCGACGCGGCUCCAUGCAUGAAUGGGAUCGCCUCCAUCCUGAAAACCAGGCGCUCUCCGUAUCGAACGUGGAUCAAUGUUCCUCUCUUGAAAACGAAGCCUUUCCUCCCGAGGAGAGAGCGAGCCGGGAAAAGUUUCAAUAUCGCCUCACCAGAUGCCCCGAGUUGAGCUUAGGAUUAUUUACUCAGCCUACCAGAGCAGAAGCGGAAAAAUUACCCACCCCUCCUCAACGAAGGCUGAUAGCUCACAUUGUGUCUACCAGGAGCCCGUCGCCCAGCGUGACCGAAGCUUCGAUGGGAGUUCCCUCAAAUUGGAGGACAAGACGAUCUUCCCUUCCGUCCGACAAUGACAAAGAACCUCUUGGCCAUCAAGAUAUGGGCGGAACGAUCUGCCUUCAUUCGCUUGCGGUAAUCCCCGAGUUCCAAAAGAUGGGAUUGGGAUCCAUUUUGAUGAAGUCGUACAUCCAGCGCAUCAAGGACUCCAAAUGUGCGGACAGGAUAGCUCUCCUGACUCAUGACCAUCUAGUACCAUUUUACACCGGUUUGGGAUUUCAGAAUAUGGGACCGAGUGCUGUUACGUCUUGCGGCGGGAAUUGGAACAAUAUGGUGAGCCAUACACACGAGCACAUUGAACAUUCUACGGGCGACUUACUAAUGGGGACAGAUACUCGAGUUCACUCACGAGGAUGA
This is a messenger RNA of Rhinocladiella mackenziei CBS 650.93, 1026 nucleotides long. RefSeq lists its product as uncharacterized. Bases 1 to 1026 code for a protein of 341 amino acids. NCBI's taxonomy places the organism in Eukaryota, Fungi, Ascomycota, Eurotiomycetes, Chaetothyriales, Herpotrichiellaceae. Gene Ontology annotation, molecular function: aralkylamine N-acetyltransferase activity. The transcript is spliced from 2 exons. The record is from RefSeq and is a predicted model, not a curated record. Gene Ontology annotation, cellular component: cytoplasm.